UUGGGGGCGGGGCCUCGGGCUCACACAAGGUGGAGAGAUUGGCUUCUGGCCUGCAGCGGGCUUUUGUCCACCGGAGCGGAGUAGGCGCACGGACCAGCGUCCGUGUACGCAGCCACCCAAAUGUGUCUCAGAAGGUGGAGUUCCCCCAGACCCAUCUUUGUCCCUGAAGGUCUGAUAGCAGUGAACAAGUUAUCCCACCUCUCUCAUCUUCAACUUCCUCAACUAUAAAAUGGGCAUAACAGUGCUAAUUCUCCAGGACCCAAUGGCUUCAAAAUCCCAGCCCAAUGCUCCCAAAGUUGGGAACGUGGGGAGGAUCACCAAUGGCAACGCUGUGUCUCAAGGACAAUGGGGUCGAGCCUGGGAAGUGGACUGGUUCUCCCUGGCCAGCGUCAUCUUCCUGCUGCUCUUUGCACCCCUCAUCGUGUACUACUUCAUCAUGGCAUGUGACCAGUACAGCUGUUCUCUGACCGCCCCUGUGCUGGAUGUAAUCACUGGUCAUGCCAGUCUUGCAGACAUCUGGGCCAAGACCCUACCCGUGACAAUGAAAGCUGCCAAGAUCUACACCUUGUGGGUCACCUUCCAGGUGCUUCUGUACAUGUUACUUCCUGACUUCUGCCACAGAUUCCUGCCACGCUACGUGGGAGGAGUCCAGGAGGGCGCGGUGACACCUGCAGGGAUUGUCAACAAGUACGAGGUCAAUGGCCUGCAAGCCUGGCUCAUCACACAUCUGUUCUGGUUUGCUAACUCCCACUUCCUGUUCUGGUUCUCACCUACCAUCAUCUUUGACAACUGGAUCCCACUUCUGUGGUGUGCCAACAUCCUUGGCUAUACUGUGUCCACAUUUGCCAUGGUCAAGGGCUACCUUUUCCCCACCAAUGCCAAAGACUGCAAAUUCACAGGUAACUUCUUUUACAACUACAUGAUGGGCAUUGAGUUUAACCCUCGAAUCGGGAAGUGGUUUGACUUCAAGCUGUUCUUCAAUGGACGCCCUGGGAUUGUGGCGUGGACCCUCAUCAACCUGUCCUUCGCAGCGAAGCAGCAGGAGCUGUAUGGCCAGGUGACCAACUCCAUGGUCCUGGUCAACAUCCUGCAGGGCAUCUAUGUGCUGGACUUCUUCUGGAACGAAACCUGGUACCUGAAGACCAUUGACAUCUGCCAUGACCAUUUUGGCUGGUACCUGGGCUGGGGUGACUGUGUGUGGUUGCCAUACCUGUACACAUUGCAGGGCCUGUAUCUAGUGUACCACCCUGUGCAGCUCUCCACCCCUCAUGCCGUGGGUGUCCUGGUGCUCGGCCUCCUGGGCUACUACAUCUUCCGCAUGGCCAACCAUCAGAAGGACCUGUUCCGCAGAACAGAUGGGCGCUGCCUCAUCUGGGGCCAGAAACCCAAGGCCAUUGAGUGCACGUAUACAUCGGCUGAUGGCCAGAAGCAUCACAGUAAGUUGCUGGUGUCAGGCUUCUGGGGUGUGGCCCGCCACCUCAACUACACUGGUGACCUGAUGGGCAGCCUGGCCUACUGCCUGGCCUGUGGCGGGGGCCACCUCCUGCCCUACUUCUAUAUCAUCUACAUGACCAUCCUGCUGACCCAUCGCUGCCUCCGAGAUGAACACCGCUGUGCCAGCAAGUAUGGCAGGGACUGGGUACGCUACACUGCCACCGUGCCCUACCGCCUGCUGCCUGGCAUCUUCUAAGGAACUGUCCCUCAGCAGCCUCAGGGUUGACAGGCUGUAAAAAAGCAUGUGGAGCUGGACGAUGGGAGCAUGUACCCUCCAGAGCCUUGGUUUCCUCAUCUAUAAAACGGAAAGAGCCUGGCACUUGGCAGGUGUCCACUUGAUAUUAGCGCUUUUUCCUGUCCCCCUUCCUCAGGGGAAUUCUCACUUUACACCAGGGGCCUUCCCACCAGCAGAAAGGGCAGGAAGGUGACCUGGUCACUUGGAAUGGCCCUUUUGUAACAGUUUCUUUAUAUCAGAAGUGCAGGGUGCCACACUGCCCAGACAAAGGAGCAUCUGAUGCUCACCAGGCUACCUUCCGGCUCCCUGUGGUUAGUACUGUACUUAUUCUUGCUAAAUAAAAGUAGAAGUGGGAUCUAUGAGGUGUGUAAGUUGUUCAGAUUGCCGUUUGGCACCUGCCCUGUCAUAAUGGGCUGGGAUUUUGGCACAGUGCUCCUUUGAAGAGCACACAGUGAGUUAGCAGAGGGUGUUGAGGGACACUUGCUGGAGAAUGGGGUUGGUGAUUGUUUCCUUCUUGCUCCUACUGCACGGCUGACUGCCAGGGGUGUGUCAUGGCGACAUCUGGGGGCAGGGCUCAGCUCCCUGUGAGCACCACUCAGUGCCUCAGCCAUGUGCUCUGCACAAGGUGUCACAGCUUACCCUGUACAAGGCACAGAUUCUAGCACAAAUGGCCCAGAGGAUGUCAUCAUCCAAGGGCCUUGGCUGAACCUUCUCCAGCAAGGAGUCCCACCCUUUAGAGUGUUUCUUACCAGGGACAGUGCCCUCAACCUCAGGAUACUCUGUAAAAUUCUUUGGACGCAAUUCCCAUGCACAGCUGAUGAUUCUUUUAUUAAAUGUUCCCUGUUCAAAUAAAUGACGGUGUGGUU
Messenger RNA from Heterocephalus glaber (naked mole-rat), 2595 nucleotides. It is a transcript of the gene Dhcr7, whose product is annotated as 7-dehydrocholesterol reductase. Gene Ontology annotation, cellular component: endoplasmic reticulum membrane. The record is from RefSeq and is a predicted model, not a curated record. Gene Ontology annotation, molecular function: 7-dehydrocholesterol reductase activity. Gene Ontology annotation, biological process: cholesterol biosynthetic process; brassinosteroid biosynthetic process. Lineage: Eukaryota; Metazoa; Chordata; Mammalia; Rodentia; Bathyergidae.